AUGGCCGAGGAAAAUGCUUCUGAUGGGUUUGCUAAACCGAGGAAGGUCUUUGGUGACCUCACUAAUUUACUGGGGAAAAGGGGCUCUUCUGGGACUGAAAAUAUUGCGGUUAAGAGUUUGAGUUUCAGUGACAAAGAUUCAGCCAAGCGUAUCCGUGUUACGUGUCCCCGACGAUCUGAGAUGCAUUCUCCGAAAGGGAAUGUUUUAUCGAGUAUCCCAAAUCCAACCGACAAAAACACGAAUACCGUAGUGAAUCCAUUUGGGGGUGAAUCCGUCUCCAAGAUCUCGAGCAACGUCGAAACUGAAAUCAAUAUUGAUGCUUUGACGAGUGUGAAUCUACCGGCCGGUGAAAAUUUUGAGGGCCCAAACUCGAUUGAUCUGAAAGGGGAAGAAGUGAUGAGUUCUACUGCUGCCACUGAGGUGAAUGUUAUUCCUGAAAUUGGCCAGAUUGAGUUUGUCAGUCUUAAAGUAAACGUGAAAGACCUUCAGAUAAAUGAAAGUGGUCAGGCUGUGCCAGGCAGCUCAAAAGAGUCUGAGGGGAAUGUUGUUGAGAAUGCUGGCGUUAAAACCGACGAUAAGUUGCAUGAUACUUCAAAGGCAGCGGCUGAAAUGGGUGGCUUUUGUCUGGAUAACGAUAGUGGUUUUGAUGAUUACGAGUCCAAAGGCAGUCAAAGUGAUGGGGAUGGACAAAAUUUGUUGUUGAGUCAGUGUGGCUCAGUCGAUUGUGCUAAUUUUCUACCCGAGUCUCAGGAAUCUACUGUAUUUGGGAUUGAAAAGUUUAUGGAGAUGGAGAGUAGGAAUCAGAAAUGUGUGUGUGAGGGAACCGAGCCAACGAGAAGCUGUUCUUGCUCUUUUUGCACAAAAGCUGGAUAUAUGUGGUUGGACCUCAAUUACCAGGACAUCAAGGCCCGGGUAUCAGCACUAAAGAAGAGCCAGAAAGAAGCAAGCAUACUGGCUGAAAGAAUUAUCAGGAGUAAGAGUAUUGAGAGACGUGGUGCUGAAAGCUUCACCCGGCCUUCUAAGUUAGAAUCUGAUCUCAUGUACCAGUGGGUGUCCCUUUUUCAACACACGGCGGGCGUAAUGGAAGAAGAGAGUAAUCAGCUUGAAGGUAGAUUACUACCACUGAACGAUUUGAGGGAAAAAUGCAAGAGAGAUUUGGAGUCGAUUGGUGGUGAAAGGUCUGAAAAACAUUAA
Striga hermonthica is the source of this 1194-nucleotide messenger RNA. The record is from the annotation of a GenBank genome assembly. Lineage: Eukaryota; Viridiplantae; Streptophyta; Magnoliopsida; Lamiales; Orobanchaceae.